Laetiporus sulphureus 93-53 is the source of this 906-nucleotide messenger RNA. RefSeq lists its product as uncharacterized. Lineage: Eukaryota; Fungi; Basidiomycota; Agaricomycetes; Polyporales; Laetiporaceae. Bases 57 to 773 code for a protein of 238 amino acids. The transcript has a single exon. The record is from RefSeq and is a predicted model, not a curated record.
UUAGCAUAGACACCCGAGACAACAAGGGGGAGACACCACUGCUCCUCGCGUGCCGGAUGCUUGCCAUGCUGCCUCGCGCGGGUAAGAGGGAUGCGGUGUCACGCCGCGUCGUACGCAUCGCGACGACGCUCGUUGAACAGCAUGCAGACGUGAACGUAGUGAUGGAUGGCUGCUCACCGCUUACUUACGCAUGCCAGGCUUUGCAAUGGCCGCUGAUUGAACUCCUGCUCCUUCACGGUGCCCGUCUCCCUUCCCGACAGCCAUCGGGGUUAUUCGACGGCCUAUCUUCCCGGUCGGACUCCUCGCGCUUCGCAGCACUCGUGAAGAAGAUAGGCCCUGUCCCAUCCCGCCCGCCCCGCCCUUGUCCAUGUUGGUCGGGGAAACCUCUCAGCAAAUGCCAUGCCGCCGACCAACACCUCUACCCAGCCCAUUUCUUCUGCCCGUGCGGCUCGCGCAAGUCGUAUGGAUAUUGCUGCUCGCGGCGUGAGUUCCAGACGUACGAGGCGUGGCACACGGGGCUGGAACGUAUAGAGAUACGCACCGAGCGCCCAUCGCUCGACCUCCCGGCGGUGCGCGUGCUGGCGCAGAUACCCAAUGCAAAGGAGCUCUCUGGAAUGAUGUACAACUUCGAUGGGUUUAUGAACCUACCACCUGGAUAUCAAGAACAGAACAAGCGCAUGCGCUGCGCGAUGGCGGACAGACUCCUUGCCUUGCGCGCGGUAGAUCCUGGAUAUGCAUAUGCCAUGAAGGAAGUAGAUUUUAUACCGCAGUGAGUGGUGGUGCAUGACCAUUGUUGACGAGGGUCAAAUCGAGCCAUUCAUUUCUGUUUUAGGUAUUGGGGCAAGAGUUUCAGCAAAGUAGAAUCCGGCGGUCGAGCCAGAGAGUGGAAUGAUGCCAUAGACGGCU